Molecule: messenger RNA, 5172 nt
Organism: Belonocnema kinseyi
Lineage: Eukaryota; Metazoa; Arthropoda; Insecta; Hymenoptera; Cynipidae
Product: retinoblastoma-like protein 1
Exons: 9
Coding region: 456-3386 (976 amino acids)
Biological process (GO): negative regulation of G1/S transition of mitotic cell cycle; cell differentiation; regulation of transcription by RNA polymerase II
Cellular component (GO): nucleus; transcription regulator complex; chromatin
Molecular function (GO): RNA polymerase II transcription regulatory region sequence-specific DNA binding
Source: RefSeq, a predicted model, not a curated record
AACCCCUCAGGCAAUCUAAACUCAAGAAAUCAAAUGUCUGCACCAGAUUUGGAAAUACGUCUAUUUCGAUGGCCUCUGCUACAUCACUACAUGAGCUCGUGUUGCGAAAUUAAUAGUGAUUUGUUCUUCGAAAAUCUGGUGCAGGAACUGGAUAUUUUUAUGUUAGAUUGCCAAAAAAGUCAGGAUUGGUGCAAAAGCUAAACUAAAUGUUAUGCAAAGCAUAAGGUUUCGCUUCAUGCAGUUAGUAUUAUUUGCUUGACCCUCAGCGUACAGUCAUCUUGGAUUUGAACCACCUAACCUUCAAUACAUAAUGGCGGAACAACCCGGUUUUCCCGCCAAGAAAGCCUAAGCGCUCAGUAAGCUCCGGAUCUCGGUUUCGUAUGGCGCACCCUUGUCGUCCAAGCUGUUUAUUUUUCCGUGUUUUUCAUAAUUUUUGAGUGCAUAUCACAGCAAAAAUGGGACAAUCGGACGAUAUCGAGGAUUCUACCUACAUUAAACAUCAAGAUUUAUGUCAAAAACUGAAUAUGGAUGCAACGUCGGCCUCCGAAGCCUGGAGAUCAUACGAGACUAUAAGAGAAAAUUACACACUUGAGGGGGAUCCCAUUCAUUGGAUAGGAUGUGCAUUAUACGUCGCAUGCCGAAAAUCGUCAACUCCAGCAGUUGGAAAAACGGGAGCAAACAUAGAAGGCAACUGGGUAUCGCUAACUCGGCUUUUGCGACUAUGCAACUUGCCUUUAAUAGAAUUCUUUACAAAAAGCAAAGCUUGGGCGGACAUGGCUAAUAUGCCGCAAGAUUUUCGAGCCAAAAUAGAAAAACUUGAACGGAACUUCGCCGUUUCUAUGAAUAUAUUCAAAAAAUAUUUUCCGAUAUUUAAAGAUAUAUUCAAGAAUCCUACAGAUGGUUUGCGACCUGCAAGAUCGAGAAGGCACAGGAACCUUCCGUGUACACCAUCCAGAGUCUUCGAAUUCUGCUGGAGCCUUUUCGUAUGCAUCAAAGGCACACUUCCAGCUCUUUCAGACGAUUUAGUCAAUUCUUAUCACCUUCUUUUGGUGUGCUGCGACCUGAUGUACAACAACGCCCUUUUGAGUGACAGGCGAGACUUGCUUAACCCCGAGUUCCCCGGUUUGCCUAAGAAUUUCAAUGAGGACAACUACACUCCACCAUAUUCAGCUAACUGCAUUGUUGAUUUGCUGUGUGAGCGUCAUGAUGCCAUUUCAGUUGAAGCUAAGGGUAUCAAAGAACACAUAUUUGAGAAUCACUUGAAUAAAUUAUUCAGGGACCAUAUUCUGCGUGGCGAACAGACCAAUUUUUCUGGUUUAUUGGAGACACUCAACUUUGACGCGAACUGCAAGGCCGUAAACAAGUUGUAUGAACAACACGUAUUAAGUUUAGGUGUCUUUGAUGAGAGGAUCUUUUUAGGUGAAGACGCCAAUGACAACAUUGGUUCGCCAAGAAAAAUAUCCAAUGUCGGUGACUUGCACGAUCAGUUUCAAACAAGGCGGGAUUCGGAAGGAGGAAUGCAGAACUUAGCACCUCCAACUCCAUUAACUGGUCGCAAAUAUCUUAGAACUAAGGAUGCGUCCAAUAUUGCCCCGGUCUCCAGUGCGACACAAGGAGUCAUUCGUAUUCAAGCUCUAUUAUGUGGCCGCCACGGAUCACCGAGUGAUGAUCUACUCGAAAUUUUCAACAAUUGUUCGCGCGAUGUGAAAACCUCAGUGGAGACCAAAGUAAUAGAGAUCGGUGAACAAUUUUGUGCGAAAUACACACAAAACACAGAUGGAGCAGAAGUUGCUUCUUUAGACUUUGGGAAAAAACGAUUCUUUCUGGCGAAAACUCUUUUCUACAAGCUUUUAGAGAUGAUUCUAAAGGAGGAAAGAAAUAAGAAGCUGAAUUUCGACAUAACCAAUCUAAUGACGAAUGAAGUGUUCAUACAGUGCCUUCUUGCAUGUUGUCUGGAAAUUGUAAUUUACUCCUAUAAAAACGAAGAUAAAACGUUCCCCUGGAUAUUGAACUCUUUAAAUAUAGAGGCAUAUUAUUUUUAUAAAGUAAUAGAAAUCACAGUGAAGGUAGAGGAACAAUUAUCUCGAGACGUGGUCAAACAUCUAAACUGCAUUGAAGAAAAAAUUCUAGAGUCUUUAGCAUGGAAGAAGAGCAGUCCACUCUGGCAAGCUAUUGAAUCGACACAGGGUGGUGUUCCCUCAUGUGAAGAAGUGUCGCUGCCCGGAUCUACAGAUUCAGUCGAGUCUAACAUACCAGGACAUCCUCAUUUGCGAAGAAUUGCUCUUGAUCGUGGUGCCCAUUACGACGUACUGCAGAGUCCUAUUUCUUCUGCUUCGGAAAGAUUUCAGUCACCUGUGGCUGCAUCAGGCAGAAGCCAUAGCAUUCUCAGAGUUGGAGGACAAAGUUUGCUAUCUCCCAAAGUAUACGUACCAUUGCCAGACCAAACAUCUACACCAAAAACGAACACCUGCCCGCCAAACAGAGAAACAACCAAACCACGACGUACAGGUUCUGUGGCACUUUUCUUCAGAAAAUUCUAUAACCUGGCAGCAGUUCGCAUGCAUGACUUGUGCACGAACUUGGCGAUAAACGACGAAGACAUAAAGAAGAAGAUAUGGACAAUCUUCGAGUACUCAAUCAAAGAGGCUACUCACUUAAUGAGAGACAGACAUCUCGAUCAGAUUUUAAUGUGUGCAGUGUACGUCAUCUGCAAACUGGUUAAUUUUGCAAAGAAUUCAUUCACUGAGAUUAUGCGGUGCUAUCGCCUUCAACCACAAGCAGAAUCUCAUAUAUACAGAUCUGUAUUGAUCAGCGAGAUCUCGCGCAAUGAAAAUGAUACUACCGCUGAAGCAGAAAACGGGUUUUCUGGACAAGUUAAUAAUUUUGCUCCACCGACUCCUUCAAAUUUGGCAGGGACGUCGCAAAACUUUGGUACAGAAAAACGAGGAGAUCUUAUCAAAUUCUACAACACGGUAUAUGUGCCACCAGUUACGGAAUUUGCUAACAAAUUGGGUUUGGUAAAGGGCAAUCAACUGAACUUAACAUUGAGUCCUUUACCGAGAGGCAAGUCGACUGUAAGCUCUCCAUACAGGCGCGUCACAGGCAGUGUAACGACAAGAACAUUGGAUCCGAAGGCGUUUACAGCAUCACCUGCACCUACUCUCAGCUACUGCCUGGGCCGUAGUCCAGCUAAGGACUUGGAGGCAAUUAACAAAAUGGUAAUAUCUGUUGACGCAAGGAAAUCCGUUGGAAAACGUCUUCUUUCCGACGACACGGAUGUAGAUAUGACACUGGAUCACCAACUUUCCACAAAAAAAGUGAUGACAACUUUCGUAGCCCGGAAGCUAGAAAAUAUAUUAGACGAUCGUCGCAUACAAAAUCAAUAGAAUCAUGGCAAUAUAAUGUACUUUGAAGCUGAGUAUUCUUUAAAUGAUCGGUACUGUCCAUACAAAGUCAACUGAAAUUUAGGCUAUAAAAGAUGCGAAAGUUCACAUCGUAACUUAAGUAAAUGAAGCCAAGGGAGUGCGUAAGUCUAUAGACGUGAAUUAUUUUUUACUGACUUAAAAUCGUUAAUAAUACACACUAAGAAUAGUAGAUUUAACUAAUCUUUGCAUGAAAUUUGUUUUUCUUUUUAAUUUGAUAAAAUAUUUUGAAAUCCUAAAGAAGCACCCUAAUAAUUCAAACGUAAUUUAAGUUGAUAAUUUUCGAUUGUGACCUUAUACUAGAAAUGAUUUUGUAAAUUAAACAUUGGUUUUGGUGAUUGACAUAAUCGCGAUUUUUAAUAUAAAAUAAUUAACAAUUUAAAGUGACGUUUAUUAAAAACGACUUUAAAAGAGAUAUUAUAAAUGUUUAACGAAAUAGUUUCUGCCUUUCUCGCUUGCCGUUUCUGAUUAUAAAUCGAAUCAAAAUGGAAUACGAAGAAUCAGGAGCCAAUUUACAUAAACUAAAUUUCUUACAGUGUGACUGGUUUCUUUAAAGUUUUGUUAUAGUACAUAAAAUAUGUAUCAGAGAGAAAAAUUAUCAGAGUAUAAUAUCAUACACACACACACGCGCGCGCGCGUAGCUGUAAGUAACCAUCGAAAUUUGAAUACAAAAGUAUGUGUAUGUUAACUUUUAAUAUUCCCCAAAAUGUCUUUCCUUUUAUCUUUACUGCAUGAAAGAUCAUUGAUUAACAGUUUUACUAAUCUAUGUAAAGUUAUCCUGACAGAAAAACGGCAGUUUAAUUUGAUCGAGAAUAUAAGUAUUCAAACAGACAAGUUUCAUUGAAACUGAACAAGAAUUCAAAUUUACUAAUUUGAAAACAUUAAAAUUUUAUAAGACUUUAGAUCUGAUAGCGUUUGAAUUUCAAAAGAACAACGAUUUUUUAUUUACCUUGAAUACAUAGAAUUUUCGUUUAAUAUCUCGAUUGCUUUCACUGAUAAUUUUUAGUAAAUUUUUUGUCAUAGUAUAUUGUGUUGAAAUUUCAGAAUAUUUCAAAAAUUAUCCAAAAUACUUUUUUGUUUAUUCUUUCUCAAAAGUAGUUAUCGAAACAAAGAUUUCUGGACAAUGACGACCUGGUAAGAAUCUUGAAUUCUUUAUUCAGUCAAAUAAUAAUUUGAACGUAGUUCAAUAGAGAUUUUCAAAUGAGCACAUGCAAAUGCGAUUCGGGUGAUAUAGAAUUAUUAUAAAUUUUGUUUUAGGGCUAGGUUCAAGUGUUAAAUUAAUCUUCAAAUUAAUUUAUAGAUAUUAAAACAUAGCCGGUAACUGCAGAAUUAUAAUAUUCAAAGGAACCGAGUCUGUACACUAUGUCGUGCGUUUACAUGAGCAAUAAAAGGAGUUGAAAUUUACAUUUCAUAACAAUUAGUUUUAAGCAUCUCCAAAUUAGAUUUGAUAAAGUCCGUUGAUCUCAUAAUUAUUUUGUCCUUUAUUGCUAGGUAAUUCACGCAUAGCGGAGGUCAAAAGAAAUAGUAAGUUCGUUGAGGUCUUGCAUUUGUAAUCGACUGCUCGUUGUGUGUACCUUAGGUUUAUUACUUCGAAUAUUCGCUUUACUUGCGAAUACUAAUUGUUAUAUAAUUGUGAUUCUGUGUCGGUGCAAGAUGCGCCUUUAAAGUUUUUAUCAGGAUAUGAGUUAUUAUUAAUUUGUACAUAGCGUCUUAACUUCAGAAUAUAGAAAUAAACUAAACAUUAUUUGCA